This is a messenger RNA of Actinia tenebrosa (Australian red waratah sea anemone), 659 nucleotides long. RefSeq names its product pleckstrin homology domain-containing family M member 2. Lineage: Eukaryota; Metazoa; Cnidaria; Anthozoa; Actiniaria; Actiniidae. Gene Ontology annotation, cellular component: endosome membrane. Gene Ontology annotation, biological process: Golgi organization; regulation of protein localization; lysosome localization. Gene Ontology annotation, molecular function: kinesin binding. The record is from RefSeq and is a predicted model, not a curated record.
CCAGAAUGAUAAAGUGGCGAAGAAUAUGGUAGAUCUAAGUACUCUUCGUUGUGGUGGAUGCAGACAGUUACAUGAUCCUGAACGGCCAUAUGCAUUUGAGGUUGUAUCGUCUGAUGGAACUGGCUCACUUAUGGUACUCGCUGCUCAUAAUGAACACGAAGCAUGUGAAUGGAUUUUUAAGAUUUGCCAAUCGAUUGCUGAAUCUUACGAUGACGAUUCAGAUAGAGGAUGUACGGUSAUGAAGUGUUUUCCUUGUUGUCUUAUCACUACUAAAGAAAAGAUUGUUAUUUGCCUGGCUCAACCAAACAACGAGAGUGAGUACAAGUACAUCACUAGCUCCCCAGUGCAGGACAUCACCAAGAUAUUCGUGGAUAACACCUACAGAAACUAUUGUAUUAUCAAAUUCGACCAUAGUGAACUGAUGAACGCCGGUGAAGGAUCAUGGUUCGUGUGGUUCAAUACCGAAUACGAACUCAGUAAAUUUGAAGCCGCAGUAGCUGAGGCAUGGCGGGAACUAUUUCAGGUUGAUUUACAGUUCUUGGUUCUCGGGGACAACCCCACUCGACAAGAAGCUAGGGAAAGGGCUAAAGYUAUUUCAAAGUUUUAUAGUGAAAAAAUAUAGUUCCUAACAUUUCGGCACCUCGUUUGGACAAAAGAAC